Solea solea (common sole) is the source of this 1310-nucleotide messenger RNA. RefSeq names its product deoxythymidylate kinase (thymidylate kinase) (gene dtymk). The transcript is spliced from 5 exons. Gene Ontology annotation, cellular component: mitochondrion; cytosol; nucleus. The coding region runs from base 105 to 743 and encodes 212 amino acids. NCBI's taxonomy places the organism in Eukaryota, Metazoa, Chordata, Actinopteri, Pleuronectiformes, Soleidae. The record is from RefSeq and is a predicted model, not a curated record. Gene Ontology annotation, molecular function: ATP binding; dTMP kinase activity. Gene Ontology annotation, biological process: dTDP biosynthetic process; dUDP biosynthetic process; dTTP biosynthetic process.
GGAAGUGCGUCGCCAUACUUCCGUGUUGUAGUUGUUUCAGUAAAAGGGAAAAAGGCGGGUAAGUCGUGUUUUCUGUUGUUGUUUUCACGCACAAAGACACUGUAAUGGCGGCGAAGAGAGGAGCGCUCAUUGUCCUGGAGGGAGUGGACAGAGCCGGGAAAACCACGCAGUGUAAGAAGCUGGUUCACGCGCUGCAGCAGAGCGGGCGACCCGCCGAGAUGAUGCGCUUCCCCGACAGGACCACGACUAUCGGUCAGCUGAUCAGCGCUUACCUGGAGAAGAAGAGUGAGCUGGAGGACCACACUGUUCACCUGCUCUUCUCUGCCAACCGCUGGGAGCUCGCACCUGUGAUGAAGAAGAAGCUGGAGCAGGGCAUCACUCUGGUUGUGGAUAGAUACGCCUUCUCUGGAGUUGCUUUCACCAGUGCUAAGCCGGGUUUCUCUCUGGACUGGUGCAUGAAACCUGACGUAGGACUGCCAGAGCCCGACCUGGUGAUGUUUCUACAGCUCAGUCCCACUGACGCUGCGCUCAGAGGCCAGUUCGGAGAAGAGCGAUACGAGACCAGUGUUUUCCAAAGAGCGGUGCAACAGAAAUUUGAACAUCUGAUGAAGGAUCCUUCCGUUAACUGGCAGGUAAUUGAUGCUUCUCAGAGCAUUGAAGACGUGAACAAAGACAUCACCUCCCACAGCCUGAAUACAGUCGACACGGCCCAGAACCUGCCACUGGGAGAGCUAUGGAAGUGAACGUUGUCGCGGGGGGGGAUUUUUCAACCUGUGUGAGUCCGGUUUGACCAGCAGCAAUAGCUAUGAUGUGAUCCUAUGGGGCAAUUGGAGCAUUACAUUCAACUACACCAAAAGUUUUCGUAUUGAAUUGUAUUUUUGUACAUUAUCUGCUGUAAUUAAUCACUUUAUCGGUCACAACUUGACUGAAAGCAGAAAGUGUUUUUGCUACGAUAAAGAAAAAUACGCAAUUUUCCAAGAUCUGUUUACCAAAAACAUGCAGAUCUGGGGAUAAAUUGCCUGUAGGUGUGAAUGUUAGAGUGGAUGGUUGGUUGUGUCCAUGUCCCUGUAGGCUUUACCCCGCCAUUUGCCCCAUGUCAGAUGGGAUCAUCAACCUUCAUGUGGUUUAUGAGGAUAAAGCGGCAGAAGAUGAGUGAGUGAGUGAGUGGUUGGGAUUUUAUUUUUUUCGAUUUUUAAUCCUUUUACAUGUCUAUCAUUGCUUCACCUGUCUAUAUAUUGUGUAGAUUAAAUAAAUAAUCUUUAAAUGAACAAGUGUAUAUGUUCAAACUUGGCAUGGAAUAAUUAACACAA